Galendromus occidentalis (western predatory mite) is the source of this 4527-nucleotide messenger RNA. RefSeq names its product Rho guanine nucleotide exchange factor 2 (gene RhoGEF2). Gene Ontology annotation, molecular function: guanyl-nucleotide exchange factor activity; G protein-coupled receptor binding. NCBI's taxonomy places the organism in Eukaryota, Metazoa, Arthropoda, Arachnida, Mesostigmata, Phytoseiidae. The transcript has a single exon. Bases 1 to 4527 code for a protein of 1508 amino acids. The record is from RefSeq and is a predicted model, not a curated record. Gene Ontology annotation, biological process: G protein-coupled receptor signaling pathway. Gene Ontology annotation, cellular component: cytoplasm.
AUGGAUCGGCUCCGUUUGGGAUCCUUCAGCAAAGGGGACAACAUGACUCGACGAAGUAUGUCCCACGUUCUGACAGGACCGCCGACCGUGCUCGAAGCGCCGUCGGAAACUGGACACAAUAUCCAGCAGUCGGCACGGUGUGUCAUUGUGCAGCGAGACGAACGAGGUUACGGCCUCACGGUUCUGGGCGACAACCCGGUUUUCGUACAGGAGGUCACUGCCGGGGGCGCCGCCGCCCGCGCCGGCGUUCAGGUCGGCGAUCGUAUUCUCAAAGUGAACGGAACCCUGGUGACGAGCGCCAACCAUCAAGAAGUCGUCCAGAUGAUCCGGAGCGGUCAGUAUGUGGCUCUGACGCUGAUCGGGCCCAGUCCGGGACAGCAUCCUCCGACCCAACAGCGCUCGCUCCCGGCGUUGAGUCGCGGGACGAGUUUCAUUCAAGGCAGUUUGACGCCGAACCAGACGAAGAGCGCGAAGAGAGACGACGGACGCACAGACCACAUUACGGCCCCGCAGCCGGUCGAUGCCGAUAUCAUGGCUCAGUGUAACAAUACCACCUUGCAGACGUAUCAGAAAAUGCUGAGCGAGUCCCUUCGCCAGAAACAGCAGCUCCAGCUGAAGCUCGGCGCCGACGCGACAGCCGACUCGAAUCUUCGCAGCGACCUCGAGAACGUUCAACGCACAAUUGACAAACUCAAAAAGCAGAUGGAGCACGUGAGACACGGCUCCAAAAUCGCGACCACUCCUCCGCCGCUGGGGUCGAGGGAGGCCACUCCCGAUAUUGCGAAACAGCCGCCCCGACGGUCGAAGGGCGCAGCCAUUUGUCCGAAAAUGGCGAGCUCGGCGUCCAUGGAGAACAUCACCUCUCCCUCAGGAACUCCUCCGACGGUGUCGUCGCUCUCGACGCCGACCCGUGGAAAUCGGCUGGGCAACCACCAACGGCAGCGCUCAUCGCCCGACUCCCUCAUCUACAGAAGCCCCAAUGAAGAGGCGGCGCUGUGGCCCACCAGCCCCACGUCCGACAGCCUCGCGAAGCCUCCAACUGGGGAGUCUGCAGAUAUUGGGGGAGCCCCGAACGAGGCGUUCGAGUUCGACGACGACGACAGCUCGCCCCUGCUCCAACAGCAGCAGUACGGCCACACGAAGCCCAUGGCCAACCGACCCCUGCCCCCGUUGCCAUCGCUCCUCGGCGGCCAGGACAUUCCCGAAUCGAGGGGAUCGUUCGAGCACCAGGACUCGGCCGAGAGCGAGGCCGGCAUCUGUCUGCUGGUCGACCAGACACCGUCGACGUACGACGAGGGCGGGGCCGUGAACCUCGGUGAAUCGCUUCUGAAAGGCUGGAAAAUGCUCCGACAGCCGGUCGAGGUCGCCAUGUUCCUACAUUAUCUGCUCCAGAACAACAUCAAUCCAGCCCCGUUCCUCUUCUUCGUCAUCGUCGAACAGUACAAGAGCGGCAAACCCCAGGACAUGUGCAAGUGGGCCUACGAGAUAACUUCAACGUUUCUAGCUCCGAACGCUCCGCUGUGCAUCGAUCCUGGGCUCGACGACGACGUUCUGCAGACGAUCGACGCCUACAUGAGACUGGUGGACGAGAAUCUCCAGGUGAACGAGUUGGAACUCCGCGACAUUUUCGGUCGAGCUCGCAUGACGGCCACCAGUCACCUCAAGCCGCAAUUGGAGGAGUUCCAGCGCGAGAUCGAAUCGAAAACCGUCGACUACAGUCAGAGCAUGAUCGACUCGAGCGGUGGCGAUUCAAACGCGGAUAUCCUCAAACAUUGGGAGACGGUCCUGCUCACCUCGUGUCGGUCCCUGUUCCCCCUCCAGGACCCGGUGGAGAAUCUGCCCAACCAGAAGAGCGCCAUGCUCUCGGCGAUCGCGACCGUUCUCAAGCUGACCGUCGUCAAGAGCGAGUCCGGCCUCAGGGCUCUCGAGCACAUACCGACGUUCGUGUCCAAAGAGAAAUUCCGACUGAAGCUUUUCCCGCAACGGAGCAAGAAACCUGUGAUGAUGUCCACGCUCGGUCACAGUUUCCAGGGUCAGCACUACAACCGCGUGACCGGCUGCAGCGUCUGUCAGGAUAUCCUAUGGGGGGUCGGGGACCAAGGUCUACAGUGUUCGAACUGUGAGAUGAACAUCCACAAGCAGUGCUUUAAGAGCGUCGACGAGAACUGCGUCGGCGAGGGCACCCGAGCCAAGAAACCGGCGAGACGACCCACGAACAUGUUCCGGAGUCACGACAACGACUCGGCUACGGAUCUCGACAAACUCUCGGCCGGCUCGGCUCCACUGUCGGCGAACAAACCCGUUGUCCGAUCGGAGAGUUUCCGCCAGCGGCGCGAGAACCGAAACUCGUACCGGAAACGCUCCGAUCCGAAUAUACCCCGCUCGAAGUCCGACGUCGCCGACGACAGACCCAACGUCGGCAAGACCGCCUACUCCGACAGUGAUAUGGAUUGUGAGGACGAACUACCCAAAUGGGCAGACCUUGUCGACUUCGAAACGGUUCGUCUCAUGAAGCCAAAAGAGAAGAAGCGCCAGGAAGUACUCAACGAACUGUUCCACACGGAGCGGCUACACGUCCGAAAAUUGAAAAUUCUCAACUCCGUCUACUACAAGCCGCUCGUCAAGCUGCUCGACCAGUCGCUGCUCGAUAAACUCUUCCCGAACCUCCAGGAGCUGAUCAACAUCCACUCGGGCCUGAACGUCGAGAUGAAAGCCAAACGUAAAGCGGAACCGGUUAUCGGCAACGUGGGCAAAGUCAUGCUGGAUUUCUUCACGGGGGAGGGGGGCGCGAACCUCGAGGUCGCGAUUGCGACUUUCUGCAAGGAUCAAACGACGGCGCUCGAGGAACUCAAAGCCAAACAGAAGAAAGACCCGAAACUGCAGCAGUUCCUCGCCGAAGCGUCGAUGAAGAAGGAGUGCGCCAAACUCCAUCUCAAAGAAAUCAUUGCCACUUCGCAUCAGAGACUGACCAAGUACCCGAUGCUCCUCGACCAGGUCCUCAAGUACACCCAGCCGGGCGAGGAGUACGACCAAAUAUUCACGGCGCGCGAAAACUCCAAGAGGAUUCUGGCCAAAGUCAACAGGACCAUCGGUGAGAUCGCCAACCAGAACCGAGUUCGCGACGUCGAGAAGCACCUCGAGGUCUGGCCGCCGAAGGAGAAGGAAGCCGUGAACGAGAGCCGCUUCAAAGAGGAGAAGAAAACCGACGGCGAGAGCGGCAGCAAAAAGAAACAGCAGAAACACGCCGAACACCACGUCGUUCAUCCGCUGUUUUCCGAACCGACCCUGUCCAAGCACAAACUCAUCCACGAAGGAGUCCUGGAGUGGAAGCUCACGAAGCAGAAAACGAUCGACAUCACCGCGAUGCUGUUCGAUGAUUUCCUCGUUCUGCUCCAGAAACAGGACGAAAAAUACCAUCUCCGAUACCAUCAGAUCUACAUUUCGGACGACAAGCGAGUCACCUAUCCACCAGUCAUCGAUGUGCCCCGACAGGACUACAAGAAUUCGAUCGCGGUCAGAGACGUCGCCACCAACAAAUUGGGAUUUUUCCUCGUCACGUUGAAACAGCAUUCAAUUUACGAGUUCGUGGCAAAGUCCGUCAGCGACAAGAACAAAUGGCUCGACAAGAUCCAGAACCUCGAGAAGUACCUCCGCGAGGAAGACGUCGAAGACGUUCCCCUCAUAGUCACCCCGUCGACAGCUUCGGCCACCGAGGAGCCGAAGGACGCUUCGAAACCAAUUAUCCGUCGGCCCGAGGAAGAUCGGGUCUAUCAGAUUCUCAAGGAAGAUUCGUUGCUCGAAUUCAAAGCUGCGGUCACGGUGGAACCGCCCGUAACGCAGUCGUUGGAAACGGCGCAACAAGUCGCCACGCUACCCGCGCAGCUGCAGAAAAUCGACGAGGAAAUUUUCCGCCUCAUGAACGAAAAGUACAUCCGAGUGGCCAAGAUGAUGGGUCUGCCCAGCGAGCAGACUCUGCUGGAGAUUUCCGCGAGGCAAACUCCGGACGACGAUCACGCCGCUCGAGACCCGCUGGGUCUUAUCGUCAACGUGAUCAGUUCGACCCGUGAACUUCAAACUCUCAUCAGUGAAGCGCUGAAAGCCCCAGCUGCUGCCGUCUCCGAAACGAGUGACACACCACCUCCCGAUAACCAAAGAAUGUUCCCUGGUACGUGUUGCGCAAACGCGCCGCACAAGCCGAGUAUUCCGGCUCACGAGGCGCUCACUAUCUGCCGUCGAUUGAACGCGAGCUGCAUGGCCCUCAGUCAAGUCGUGGGCAUGUUCGACACGAAGGGCAUUUUCGCCUCGACGACCGAAACGGAUUCGAUCGCCGGCCACGUCGAUCGGCUGACGAGCGCCAUCGACAACGCCACCCUAGUCGACAACGACGAUUCUGAUCCUCUGUACGUGAAUCUGAGCCCUAACAACAACCCGGAAGAUAUCAGUCCCGCAGCGACCUCAGCCAUCGUCGUCGUCGCCGCCGACGACGAGUCGAACAACAACGCCGCCGCGGCCGAGAUUCCCGAAUGA